AUGUCUGCACGACAUACAAAAGACUUUGACUGGGACACAUUAAGAGGAAAUCAAAAUGAGUCUCAUUAUCUAGGAGGAACAACUAAAUGUCAUCAAUCUUGGUUUCAAAAAUAUAUUGAUAAAGAACAAGAAAGACUAAUUAAUAAACAACACACGGAAAAAGAAGACCAAAAGGUAUUAUACUCUACUUCAUUUUCAAAUUCAUUUUUAAAUAAAGAAAAAGAAAACAAUUUAAAGAAAAGUGUUAUUCAAACACUCCCUUCAUCUAAUGAAAUGAAAGAUUUUUCAAAACUAAAUGAAAAAGAAAAACUAGAAAAAAAACCAAAGAAAGAAAAACCAAAAGAUUUAGAAAAUAGGAAGAAAGAUGGAAUUGUAUCAAAGAAACUACAUUUUAAAAAAUAA
Messenger RNA from Entamoeba nuttalli P19, 402 nucleotides. RefSeq lists its product as hypothetical. The coding region runs from base 1 to 402 and encodes 133 amino acids. The transcript has a single exon. Lineage: Eukaryota; Evosea; Mastigamoebida; Endamoebidae. The record is from RefSeq and is a predicted model, not a curated record.